AUGAAGCGUCAAAAGACACGCCACACUAACAUGAAGCGUCAAAGGACACGCCGGACUAAGAUGAAGAGUCAAAAGAUACGCCACACUAACAGGAAUCGUCAAAAGACACGCCACACUAACAUGAAGCGUCAAAAGACACGCCACACUAACAGGAAGCGUCAAAAGACACGCCUCACUAACAGGAAGAGUCAAAAGUCACGCCACACUAACCUAAGAUCAUUUGAUAACAGUAACCCUGGCAGUAACCCUGACAGUAACCCUGGCAGUAACCCUGACAGUAACCCUGGCAGUAACCCUGGCAGUAACCCUGACAGUAACCCUGGCAGUAACCCUGACAGUAACCCUGGCAGUAACCCUGGCAGUAACCCUGACAGUAACCCUGGCAGUAACCCUGACAGUAACCCUGGCAGUAACCCUGGCAGUAACCCUGACAGUAACCCUGGCAGUAACCCUGACAGUAACCCUGGCAGUAACCCUGGCAGUAACCCUGACAGUAACCCUGGCAGUAACCCUGACAGUAACCCUGGCAGUAACCCUGGCAGUAACCCUGACAGUAACCCUGGCAGUAACCCUGACAGUAACCCUGGCAGUAACCCUGGCAGUAACCCUGACAGUAACCCUGGCAGUAACCCUGACAGUAACCCUGGCAGUAACCCUGGCAGUAACCCUGACAGUAACCCUGGCAGUAACCCUGACAGUAACCCUGGCAGUAACCCUGGCAGUAACCCUGACAGUAACCCUGGCAGUAACCCUGACAGUAACCCUGGCAGUAACCCUGGCAGUAACCCUGACAGUAACCCUGGCAGUAACCCUGACAGUAACCCUGACAGUAACCCUGGCAGUAACCCUGACAGUAACCCUGACAGUAACCCUGACAGUAACCCUGACAGUAACCCUGACAGUAACCCUGACAGUAACCCUGACAGUAACCCUGACAGUAACCCUGACAGUAACCCUGACAGUAACCCUGACAGUAACCCUGACAGUAACCCUGACAGUAACCCUGACAGUAACCCUGACAGUAACCCUGACAGUAACCCUGACAGUAACCCUGACAGUAACCCUGACAGUAACCCUGACAGUAACCCUGACAGUAACCCUGACAGUAACCCUGACAGUAACAGUGACAGUAACCCUGGCAGUAACCCUGACAGUAACCCUGGCAGUAACCCUGACAGUAACAGUAUACAGUUGGUCAGAAAUGAUAAAAACGCGGACUUCGUGGACAACUACCACAGAGUCAGAAAUGAUAAAAACGCGGACUUCGUGGACAACUACCACAGGGUCAGAAAUGAUAAAAACGCGGACUUCGUGGACAACUACCACAGGGUCAGAAAUGAUAAAACGCGGACUUCGCGGACAACUACCACAGGGUCAGAAAUGAUAAAAACGCGGACUUCGUGGACAACUACCACAGAGUCAGAAAUGAUAAAACGCGGACUUCGCGGACAACUACCAAAGGGUCAGAAAUGA
This is a messenger RNA of Mizuhopecten yessoensis (Yesso scallop), 1473 nucleotides long. Its product is annotated as circumsporozoite protein-like. The coding region runs from base 1 to 1473 and encodes 490 amino acids. The transcript has 4 exons. NCBI's taxonomy places the organism in Eukaryota, Metazoa, Mollusca, Bivalvia, Pectinida, Pectinidae. The record is from RefSeq and is a predicted model, not a curated record.